AAUUGAUCAUUCUAAUCUCUCUCUCUCUCUUUUUUUUUUCUUUUUUUUUUAAAUAUUUUUUUUAUCCUUACCUUUUCAGAGAUUGAGAGAUACAGCUCCAGAUUGCAGUGGUUUGGGUAUUUUCUUCUGGGGAACGGCCAGGUUUAGAAUUUUGUUGUUCUAUUUUAAAAAUAUACAAUAAUAUUUUAGGGGUUUUGGAUGAUAGGGAGGGGAGGGGAGGGAGAAGUUGAAGUUAGGGUUUAAUGAUCUGGGAAGCUGAAAGAUAAAAGAUUUUAUUUUAUUUUAUUUUAAUAUUUUAAAAUUAGUAAUUGCGGAAAGGAAACAGAUUGAUAGUAAAUGUUGUUAUCGUGGGUGGUUGAUUAGGUUAUCAAAAUAUAUAUAUAUUUUUUUUAAAUUUAUUUUUGGAGUUAAGAGAGAUGGAAGGCGGUAGGAGGAUAUCGGUGAGUCCUCGGCCUUGCAGUGGAAGGCGGGUAGUGGCAAAGAAGCGAGCACGCGGAAGCGGUGUGGAUGGUUUCGUCAACAGCGUUAAGAAGCUUCAGAGACGGGAAAUCAGUUCCAAGCGUGACCGUGCUUUCAGUAUGAGCGACGCCCAGGAACGCUUCCGUAACAUCCGUUUGCAGGAGGAAUAUGAUACCCAUGAUCCAAAAGGUCAUUGUUCCAUGGGACUGCCUUUUCUAAGAAAGAGGUCAAAGAUAAUUGAGAUUGUAGCAGCACGUGACAUUGUGUUUGCUCUUGCUCAUUCUGGUGUUUGUGCAGCAUUUAGCCGAGAGACUAAUCAGAGGAUAUGCUUCCUGAAUGUCAGUCCUGAUGAAGUUAUACGAAGCCUGUUUUAUAAUAAAAACAAUGACUCACUCAUCACAGUUUCUGUAUAUGCUUCAGACAAUUUCAGUUCUUUGAAAUGCAGAAGCACAAGAAUUGAAUAUAUAAGGAGGGGUAAACCAGAUGCUGGCUUUGCCCUUUUUGAAUCUGAGUCACUGAAAUGGCCUGGUUUCGUAGAGUUUGAUGAUGUCAAUGGGAAGGUACUCACUUAUUCUGCACAGGAUAGCAUUUACAAAGUAUUUGACCUGAAAAACUAUACAAUGCUGUACUCCAUAUCGGAUAAACAUGUUCAAGAGAUUAAGAUCAGUCCAGGGAUCAUGUUGUUGAUUUUUACCAAAGCAAUUAGCCAUGUUCCCCUUAAGAUUCUUUCAAUAGAAGAUGGAACUGUUCUCAAGUCUUUCAACCAUCUUCUUCACCGGAAUAAGAAGGUGGAUUUCAUUGAACAGUUUAAUGAAAAGCUACUAGUAAAGCAAGAAAAUGAGAAUCUACAGAUUCUUGAUGUCCGCAAUUUUGAGCUGACAGAAGUUAGCAGAACUGAAUUCAUGACACCAUCAGCAUUUAUAUUUCUGUAUGAGAAUCAGUUAUUCCUGACAUUUAGGGACCGAACAGUGGCUGUUUGGAACUUCCGUGGGGAGCUUGUAACUUCAUUUGAGGAUCACCUUUUGUGGCAUCCCGACUGCAACACGAAUAACAUAUACAUCACAAGUGAUCAGGAUCUUAUUAUCUCUUACUGCAAGGCUGAUUCUGAUGAUCCACUGUCUGAAGGAAAUGCAGGAUCCAUCAAUAUCAGCAAUAUUUUGACUGGGAAAUGCCUUGCUAAGAUUAGAGCAAGCAACAGCUUCCCCAUGGAAAAUGAAUGCAGUUGCAGUGGCAAUUGUUGUGGUAGCAGUUGCGCUUUAAAGAAGCAGAGUCCUGCCUCCAGAAUUAGGAGCACGGUUGCAGAAGCCUUGGAAGAUAUUACUGCUCUCUUUUAUGAUGAAGAGCGGAAUGAAAUAUAUACUGGCAAUAGGCAUGGUCUAGUUCAUGUAUGGUCCAACUGAUGGUUUCUGUAUUUGUUCCUAGUUAUCUUUAGAUUUAUUUUACCUCUUUUCUAUCGUUGAAUUGAUUGUUCUGCUGCGCCAUGAGAAUGGGAACUGUACCAUUUAAUGUUAUCAUACCAAUUCUUUUUUUCUUUGUUCA
Molecule: messenger RNA, 1998 nt
Organism: Quercus robur (English oak)
Lineage: Eukaryota; Viridiplantae; Streptophyta; Magnoliopsida; Fagales; Fagaceae
Exons: 8
Coding region: 417-1859 (480 amino acids)
Molecular function (GO): protein binding
Source: RefSeq, a predicted model, not a curated record